Messenger RNA from Alternaria atra, 663 nucleotides. RefSeq lists its product as uncharacterized. Gene Ontology annotation, molecular function: structural constituent of ribosome. The record is from RefSeq and is a predicted model, not a curated record. Gene Ontology annotation, cellular component: mitochondrial large ribosomal subunit. NCBI's taxonomy places the organism in Eukaryota, Fungi, Ascomycota, Dothideomycetes, Pleosporales, Pleosporaceae. The coding region runs from base 1 to 663 and encodes 220 amino acids. The transcript has a single exon.
AUGUCAACAUGUAAAUCCCUCCUUCGAGCCUGUCCGUCGCAGCGGGCUACUCCGUCGCUCCUUCCCCUCACACAAUGCCGCUUCGAAUCCACAACCCGGCGACACAGAAAACUGCUCGCACUCCCCGAAGCACCAUCCUACACAUCCGACCGCUCAGUCCCUACACUGGUCUUCAAUCCUCCGUCCUCAGCGCCAAACGUCUACCACACACCGCUCAAGUUCCUGCCCAAAGAAGAUAAGAGAAGACAGUUGUACGCUACCGCCCAACAAUACGCAACGAAACUGGCGCACACACGGCAAUCCUCUCACAUCGCCGCACCCGGUACACCACUCAACACAGAUAGCUUCCUACCGCCGCGCCCUUCUGCCGCGCUACCUACCCCGGUUCGAAAGCCAUACGAGAAGACGUAUCAUCUCACCGAGGCGGAUAUCGCUGAGAUAAGGAGGUUGAGGAGUGAGGACCCGGAUACGUGGACGCGGGUUAAGCUGGCGGAGAAAUUUGGUUGCAGUCAGUUUUUUGUGGGUAUGGUGGCUAAGAAUGAGGGGAAGGCGGAGAGGGUGUCUAGAGAGCACGAGGCGGCGAGGAGGAAGUGGGGGACUAGGAGGCGGGAGGCCAGAGAAGACCGGGGGAGGAGGAAGGUACUUUGGGGGAGGGACGCUUAG